UGAUUUCGUUAUGAUUUCAUUCUAGCUGGUUGAAAGCAAGAGAAACUGACAGUUCUGGGUGUGAUGGACAUGCCGUUCAUCUUGUUCUUUGGCGUAGCGAGUGAGCUUAGUCGCGAAAAAUGAAGGGAAUGACACUCUCGCUCCUCUCUGGCUUCCUUGCUGCCCUCGCUUCCCUCUGCGGGAAGUUUUCGAUGGCUGGUGGAGAAACUUCCAGUGUUUGUCAAGUUGUCUUCUCGCAUUGGGUGUCUGGCCCAUCAGCUCAUUACAUCUGCGAAAAUCUCAUCACGGUGAUACGAGUUGUAUUUUUCUUCCUAAUGAUCGCCUGCAAUGCUGUCAUGUGGACAGUAUUUACAAAGGCAUUGCGUCUUUGCACAACCACCUUGGAGGCUGCAGUGACCAACACGGCGUCUAACUUUUUCUUCACAGCUAUUUUCGGCCAGACCUUGUUUGGUGAGCAGCUCACACUUCUCUGGUGGCUGGGAACUUUUAUGAUUCUCUUUGGCCUGCUGAUGAUGCACCAAGCAAAUGUGGAGACCAAAGCUAGCCAACCAGUGCAAGGGCUUGUUCGCCAGAAGAUCAGUUGAAUGUGGGAUGUGUGGGACCACUUGUGAUGCAUGGGCAGCUGUGUCCAUAACUGACUUUGCUCUGCUUACUGUUUUGUCACCCUCAGCAUUUGUACUGUAAAGAAUAAUGAUG
Messenger RNA from Rhipicephalus sanguineus (brown dog tick), 696 nucleotides. RefSeq lists its product as uncharacterized. The coding region runs from base 120 to 584 and encodes 154 amino acids. The transcript is spliced from 3 exons. NCBI's taxonomy places the organism in Eukaryota, Metazoa, Arthropoda, Arachnida, Ixodida, Ixodidae. The record is from RefSeq and is a predicted model, not a curated record.